Molecule: messenger RNA, 3842 nt
Organism: Trichogramma pretiosum
Lineage: Eukaryota; Metazoa; Arthropoda; Insecta; Hymenoptera; Trichogrammatidae
Gene: Gat-a
Product: sodium- and chloride-dependent GABA transporter 1-like
Exons: 9
Coding region: 1071-2921 (616 amino acids)
Biological process (GO): sodium ion transmembrane transport
Cellular component (GO): membrane
Source: RefSeq, a predicted model, not a curated record
AGAGGGACGCGGAGGAGAGCGAGCGAGACAUAGAUCCAAUUGCUGCUGGCGAGCGCAGGCAGUGCAGUGCAGCAAACAAGUGCAGGAGUCGAGAAACGCAGUUGGCCGCGAGCUUUGCCUCUCGUCGCGUCGUGCGCGUGCUUCAUUAUCGUUCCGAUCUUUGCGUCGCCAACUCGCGAUCUUCCAAUUUGUACCCGAUACACAAACGAGUGCCUUAAAUCGUCGAGCGAGUAAAUAAUUUAGCGAGUGCGCCACGCGUCGAGGAGCUGCGACGAGAGCUUGCGGAACGACUGCCCCGAACUGCACCGCUCUACUCGGGACCGAGCUUUCGAGCGAAGGGGUGCUUGCGCGCGAAACAGUGGCCCACUGUCGGCGUGAAAGAGAGUGUGAGUGCAGCGACUCCAGCUUGGUACGAGAACUGCCUGAGGGUGCCUGCACCUCGCUGCAUAUACAUACACGCAUAGACUUGCACCGACACGCAUCUACAUCGAGCUCUGCAUCGGCCGCAGCAGCAGGAAGGAAAAGGACGUUCAACGUUCGCAAGUUCUACGAGCGAGUGCGAGUGUGCGUGCAGGCUGAAAGCUCGCGCGUCCAGGAGUGCAUCCGAGAAGGAGGAGGAGGAGGAGGAGGUGGGAGGUGAACGAGCGCGCGCGCAACGCGCUGCAGCCAUCCAGCCAGCCAAGCGAACAACGAGAACAACAUACACGAGAAGCAGUGGCAUCCAGUUGUUGCAGCGCCAAUAGCUAGAGCAGUGCUGCUGCCGUACAACGGGGCUAUUGUGUGUGCUACUGCUCUGGCCUGCCCGAUCCUAGUCGUCUUUCCUUUAAGCACUCCAGCCGAGCUUUUCACAGGUGCACCAGCAGUAAUGCUUCAUUAUGGACCGUAAGUGCACGAGUCCGAGAGCACAGAACUGAGACGACAACUAGAGUGUCUAUACGUAGCGACGAUCGAAGGAGCAAAGACGCGAGAGCAAACGUCGACGACAAGGAGCAGCACAUAGCAGCGGAGCAGCAGCUGUCGAGUAAAUUACUCGAGAGGCACGAGGUACAUAGAAAAUAUAAUUUAGCAAAAUGACGGAAACGAGCGGGAGAGAGACAGACGUGCACGACCCGGAGGCGGGCGCCGACGCGACACGAGCAGGCUCGUCCAGCGUCAUCACGAGCAAAAGCAACAAAAAGGAUUUACCCGAGCGAGGCACAUGGAGCUCCAAGCUCGACUUUAUUCUCAGCGUGGUGGGUCUGGCGAUCGGUCUCGGCAACGUCUGGCGGUUUCCUUACCUGUGCUACAAAAACGGAGGCGGCGCCUUCCUCAUCCCGUACUUCCUCACGCUGAUUCUCGCCGGCAUUCCGAUGUUCUUCAUGGAGCUGGCGCUGGGCCAGAUGAUGACGAUCGGUGGCCUUGGCAUCUUCAAGAUUGCUCCGCUCUUCAAGGGCAUCGGCUACGCGGCCGCCGUCAUGUCCUGCUGGAUGAACGUCUACUACAUCGUCAUCCUGGCCUGGGCCAUAUUCUACUUCUUCAUGUCGAUGCGCAGCGAGCUACCCUGGGGCAGCUGCAAUAAUUACUGGAACACGAAGAACUGUGUCAACCCGUUCGACAGAAAGAAUCUGCUGUGCUUCCAGCAAAUAACCAAGAACCACUCCCUUGUCAAGGUUUGCACUUUCAAUCACAUCAACGUAUCGGCUUCCGAUCUCACGGAUCCCGUCAAAGAGUUCUGGGAACGACGAGCCCUGCAAAUCAGCCCGGGAAUCGAGCACAUCGGCAACAUCAGGUGGGAGCUGGCCGGCACUCUGCUGCUCGUCUGGAUCAUGUGCUACUUCUGCAUCUGGAAGGGUGUCAAGUGGACCGGCAAAGUCGUCUACUUCACGUCGCUCUUCCCCUACGUGCUGCUGACUGUCCUGCUGAUCCGCGGCAUCACGCUGCCCGGCGCCUUCGAGGGCAUCCGCUUCUACGUGAGCCCGAAUCUCUCGAAGCUGCGCGAGUCCGAGGUCUGGAUCGACGCCGUCACGCAGAUCUUCUUCUCGUACGGCCUGGGCCUGGGCACCCUGGUGGCCCUCGGAAGCUACAACAAGUUCACCAACAACGUCUACAAGGACGCCCUCAUCGUCUGCACGGUCAACUCGUCGACGUCCAUGUUCGCCGGCUUUGUCAUAUUCUCCGUGGUCGGCUACAUGGCCCACGAGCAGCAGAAACCCGUGGCCGAGGUCGCUGCGUCCGGUCCAGGUCUGGCCUUUUUGGCCUAUCCCUCGGCCGUGCUGCAACUGCCCGGGGCGCCGCUCUGGUCCUGUCUCUUCUUCUUCAUGCUGUUGCUCAUUGGUCUCGACUCGCAGUUCUGCACCAUGGAAGGCUUCAUCACGGCAAUGGUCGACGAGUGGCCGAAACUUCUGCGACGCCGAAAGGAAAUCUUCAUCGCCAUCGUGUGCUUCCUAUCUUACAUCGUCGGUCUUUCCUGCAUCUCCGAGGGCGGAAUGUACAUCUUCCAAAUCCUUGACUCGUACGCCGUCUCGGGCUUCUGUCUGCUCUUCCUCAUCUUCUUCGAGUGCGUAGCCAUCAGCUGGUUCUUCGGCGUCAAUCGCUUCUACGACGGUAUCAAGGAGAUGAUCGGCUACUAUCCCAUGAUCUGGUGGAAGUUUUGCUGGGUUUUCGCUACGCCGGUCAUCUGCAUUGGAGUCUUCUUCUUUAAUCUGGUGCAAUGGACACCUAUCAAGUACCUGGACUACGAGUACCCCUGGUGGUCGCACGUUCUCGGCUGGCUGACGGCUCUGUCAUCGAUGCUCUGCAUACCCGGUUACAUGAUUUACGCCUGGGUCACAACUCCUGGCGACAGACAGACUAAAAUCAAACAAUUAAUCCGGAUAGAGGACGAUGUAUCCACGCUGCGCGCAAAAAUGGGUCACUCGGCCGUCGAGCUAACGCCUCUGUAGUCCGUCUCCCGUUAAAGAAAUACAAUACGUAGAGAGAAAAACGAUUGAGAAAAUUAUACAAAAAUAUUCACACACUCACACAACAACAGCAACAACAACAACAAUAACAACAAAAGAGAAGGAAAUCGGAGCUGCUGCUAAUUUUUUCGUUUUUACUUUUCGAGGAAAAUCGCCAACUAUACGCGCAGUCAAUAUACUGUUAAAACCCGUUACAUAGAACUCUAAUGCAAAAGUAUGUCGAAGACACGUUGCGCUCGCUAGAAAAAUCGCAUGAGAAAUUGAAUCUUUCGAUUAACUGCGUCAUAUCAAGAAAACUCAUUAAUACGAGGAACAUCGAAUUGUCGCUCAUGUACCCUCUCGGGUGAGAAGAAACAUAUAUUAUAUACGCAUUCGAUCGAUUUAUGGUAUUGAAUUAGUUUUCCGACUGUAGAAAUGAAACGAUUUUCCGAUACAAUUCGGACAAAUUGAUUUUACGCGACUUGCAUUAUCAACAUAUCGAGUGAUUAAAAAAAAAAAAGACGCAUAACAAGCACAUCAAUUUCACAAAAUAGCUUCCUUCGAAAAGUGUCUAGACUCUCUUCGGACUAUAGUAACACUAAAAAAUUUUAUAUAUUUCUAAAGAGACAAUAUUUACAAUGAGAGAAAUUUUUGAAUGAUUUUUCAAUGAUCCUUGGAUGAAACGCAACACAUAUUAUAGACGAUUACAAAAAAUUGAUAUUGUAGAAUACGAGAAUUUUUUUGAGUUCAUCAAAAACGUCUUAAUUUUAUGUUUGUUCGACUAUACAUAUCUCGAGUUGUGUUUCGCGACUGGCAGAGUAAUUUAAUUAAGAGUAGCAGACUUAUGUCUUGCCUAUACAAAUGAUUAUUGUUAAAAACUAUAAGUACACUAAAUCCAAUCGAACAAAAAAAUUAUAUAAUCAA